Vitis vinifera (wine grape) is the source of this 862-nucleotide messenger RNA. RefSeq lists its product as uncharacterized. The record is from RefSeq and is a predicted model, not a curated record. The coding region runs from base 91 to 492 and encodes 133 amino acids. NCBI's taxonomy places the organism in Eukaryota, Viridiplantae, Streptophyta, Magnoliopsida, Vitales, Vitaceae. The transcript has 2 exons.
AGUUAAAUUGGAGCCCAAAAAUUUCGAACUCUAUUGAACUCCAGUCUGGUAAAGAGAAACAAAAUCCAAUUCAAUAGCUAAUUGUCGAGGAUGAUUUAUCCGGGGAGGAGAGUGACGGUGAUCGAGAACGAGACUGAGCAGCAAGUGGAGCUCACAGUUACCCUCUUCCCAACUCACCGUGUUCACAAGAGGAUUUCCAUCGCUCCGGGCACCUCUACUGAAGUCGCCGCCACCGGGUUCUGCUACGCCCCCAGCAAUCCUGAUCGCCCUCCGAUGAUCUCCGUCUCCGUCGACGGCUCUUCCUCAGGCAAGCUCUUGACGCGCCGCCACUUCAUCACCUAUGGGAAGAUAAUUGUGGCCAGAGGCCCGGACGGAGGCCUCCUGAUCUCCGGCGUCAAGGCGCGAUGGACAGAUCUCGGCCGGAUCAAGGGCUUUGGUUGUAUCUUUGGAAGAAGCUACGAUGGAAACAGAGGAUCGGACAUCAUCGGAUAAAUCAAUCCAGGGGAUUUUAAAAAAAUGAAAAUAUUUACCAAAAAAAAAAAAUGAAAAUAUGACCGUUCAAAAAAUAUUUUCAAAUCUACCAUAUUUAAAAAAAUAUUUUUUUUUUUCAAAAUCUCAUUGAUACGCAGUGGACUUGUAUCAUAUGUAAUUAAUUAUGAAUUACCAUUGUAAAUAUUACGGAAGUGAUGUUAUAACUGUGAUAUUGUAAUGUCACUUGUAUAUAAUACUUUAUUGUAAGUUAUCACUUCCAAAUGCAAAUAUAUCAUAAUUUAUUGUAAAUAUGUCAUAUUUCUUGUUUCUUGUAUAUCAUACUUUAUUGUAAGUUAUCACUUCCAAAUGCAAAUAUAUCAUAAUUUUUUUU